AUGGAGAUGGUGGAAACAGAAGAAGGUUUAGAUAUCAACAAUGUCAGUAAUCACAGCGCUGAACUGUUGGUGAGUGCAUCUGAAAGCAGUUGUAGUACAACCAGUACCAUACCAAUUAGCAUAGGGUCGCCAUUGACACCUGUUUCUGAUGAUUUCCCUAUGCCAACGAUAACGAGUCUUUUGAAGGAUGCCACAACGAUCAUGGAAAUCCCCAAGUACGUUGGUUGGACGGUGGAGGAGUUCAAACAGUUGCGAUGGCUUAUAGUGAAUGAUUUGACUCGUAGUUCAUUGGCCUCAACAUUUCCUACCAAAGAUAUACUGGAUAUAGUCGAUAAGAUCAAACUGAGGGUAUAUGAUACGGAGAAGAUCCCUUGGACUGAGCCGGAGAUAAUGUUGGUUUACCAAUAUUUAAGACUGGGUUUACCCUUGUCCAGCACUGAAUUCCCAUUGAGGAGUCCAACUAAGUGUAAACAACUCAAUACCCUUUGUAUGGAAAUAUCUGAUGCUAUGAAAACUUCAGAGUGGACUGUUCAAGAUGUGGUUGAUUUCCAUAUGGCAUUAGAAUAUGAAUUUACAACUUCAUAUAUCCAAUUUUUAUGGCCUCAUAAGCCAAUUGAGAGUGUUUUAAAGGUUAUAAAUUCCAUAUCUGUUAAUUUCCCUCGUUCACUCAAAGAAGAGCUAUAUUUAAACUUACCUGAAGAGACGAGAAGUUUGAAUGAGUAUCGAGCAGAAUUUCCCCAAAGAAUCAAGGCUAAUAAGUUCCCUGCCCAUCCAAGACAACAUAUAGUCCAUGAAACAAUAGAAAUAGAAAGAAAUGGUCAAUUAUACGAUAGAGUGGUGGAUAUAAGUAAUUUAAGAGAUCUCAGUGAUAUUUAUCCGUUGGAAAUUAUAGAUGAAUGUAUUGAUAACGAUUUAACCAAAUCAUGUUUACAAAGCAUGUUCCCAGGAGAAGAUAUUACAAACAUAGUUCAGCAAGUGAUGAAAAGAAUCAAUAAUAACGCUGAUGGCGAUGAUCAGCAGGAAAUUCCGUUUACUAGAGGGGAAAGAUUGAGAAUGAAAAAGUUUGCUGCUGAUCAAGUACCAAUGGAUACUAUAUUUAAUGAAUUCCCAUUAAGAACUCCAGAAUAUUUAACCAGAAAGUACAAAGAAUUAUGUUUGGUUAGUCAUAGACAAAGGACAUUCAAGAAUAGUUAUGAGAAAUUGAUCUAUGAAGCCAAAUGGUAUGCAUCAAUGGAGGAUUCCUCCACUAGUUCAAGAAGUAGUAGAAGAAGACGAAGGGGAAAUGAAGUUGAUUUGGAUAAUUUAGAAGAAGAAGCCAGAUCUAUUUCCCAAAGGAAGAAGAAGACGCAAGUCUCGGUUUUAUCUCAAGAGGAAAAGGCUAAAAGAUCAGCAGCUAGAAGGGUGAAACAGGAACAAUUAGCUGAGGAACGAAGAAAAAAAAGACAAGAGAAAGCCCAAUUACUUGAGUACAGAAGACAAAAUGGUCUUAUUCGACCCAAAAUGGAGCCCAAGACUCUUCUUACUCAACUUAAAGAAGCAAAUGAUUACUUUAUGACAGUUGCUGGUGAUCGACAAAGGAUUAAUGAAGGUGAAGUUCGGAGACGUAAACGAACAGAGCAUUUCCAACCUGAAUAUAAUGUCAAGAUUAAGUCACUGGUGACAAAGAAGACUUUACGGCAAUUGCAAAAGGAAAAGAUAAAGCUGGAGAAGAAGAAGUUGAGAGAAGAAUUAAAGAAGAAACGAGAACAGGUAAGAGUGGAGAAACAUAAGAAGAAACAGAGUAAGAAGAGGAAGUCCAAUAAUACCAAAAUCAAAAUAGAAGAACAGCUAGAUGAUUUAGCUGAGGAAGAAGUGGAUAUAAAGGAAGAAUCCCCUGAAGUUCAAGAUGAAAUUAGUCCCUUUGAUCCGGAUGAUAUUGUUCGAGAUACUUUGGUUCCGCUUAAUGGCAGAGAGCUUUUCAUUGAUAGCAUUUAUAAGGCAGAACCUUUCAUUCACAAGGUUGAAUAUGUGGAUAAUUGUCCCUCUGAACUCAUGACUCAAGCAAGUACUCAGAUUAACACCAUCGAUACACUAGCAGCUGAUAUUGUUACCAACCACAUAUUUUAUUAUCGAGAUCUUCCUAUAUCAUUCCCUCCAUUGACGGUUAUGGACGAGACAACGUCCAAACCUAUUCCAAAUGUUAACAACAAGGUCAAUUUGCGGUUUCUUCUUUACCCUCAACAUUGUGAACAGUUUGUGCUUGGCUCACCCAAGAGUAACGAACUAGAUCCCAUUUAUGAGAUCCAAAAGUUUUUCCAGUUACAUUACGGCUUAUACUUUUCCCAUUCUGAGAAGUUAAAGAAGAUUAUAGUAGAAGACUACUGUGCCAAAUUGGAUCAUUAUGUUGAUGAGAAUGAUUUUUCUGAAUUUAUGUUUAUUAUUGAUAAAUGGAAUAAGCUAAUGAUCGAACUUUCUCCCAAUGAUAUCGUUAUCGAUGAUGACCAAGAAGAUAUUAAUAAAGCAGUCAGAAUUUAUAGUACUAGAUACGAGGAAGCCAAACAACCAACUGCUGUGGAUUUAAGAUUGGAUGUUUUCUUUUCUGAAAUGCUGAGGAAACCUAAUGAUCAACCUGAUAGUGAAGAGAUAGAGCAUCCAAGUCCAAUUUAUGAUAUUGUCACUCCUUCAAUCAAAAUCGUUACUCCUCCGUUAUCUGGAACCGAAGAAGAAUUCAAAACUUCUAUUAACAAAGUUUCAACUAAACGAGAGGGGGGUCCUAAAAUCGAAGAACCUCAAAAUAUUCAACAAGGUCUGUCAUCGUAUUCGAAUGCCAAUUAUAUGAAACCAAAGUCAUAUAAUAAAGACAUUUUUGAUAGACUAAGAGAGAAAUCCACCAUUUCAAGAUUCACCACUCAACAAAUCUUCCUUAGAGUUUAUUCUAGAGUAGUAUCUAUUGAUUCUAGAAAGCUUCGUUCCUAUAAAGCAUUUACUGCUGAAGUUUAUGGAGAGUUGUUACCUUCAUUUAUGAGUGAAGUUUUAACCAAAGUCAACUUCCAGCCUCAUCAAAAGUUUUAUGAUUUAGGUAGCGGAGUAGGUAACACUGCAUUCCAAGCAGCGUUGGAGUUUGGAGGUCAAUGCUGUGGUGGAUGUGAAUUGAUGGAACAUGCUUCUAAAUUGACAACAUUACAGCAAAAUUUAUUGAACAAGCAUUUGGUACUGUUUGGAAUGAAACCACUAAACUUGGACUUUGCACUUCUGCAAAGUUUUGUUGAUAAUGAAGCCGUACGGAAAGUAGCUCUUGAAGCCGAUGUGCUCUUGGUGAACAAUUAUUUAUUUGAUGGGAUGUUAAAUAAUGAAGUGGGAAGAUUAUUAUAUGGCUUGAAAACUGGAACUAAGAUCAUUAGUUUGAGAAACUUUAUUGCCCCAAGGUAUCGAGCUUCGGGUGAUAGUAUUUUCGAUCGACUCAAAGUGGAGAAGCAUGAGGUUAGUGAUUUUCUUUCUGUCAGUUGGACUGCUAAUAAGGUACCUUAUUUCAUAUCCACUGUUCAAGAGAACAUAUGUCCGGAAUAUCUCGGAACUCAUACACCGGAAUAA
Molecule: messenger RNA, 3570 nt
Organism: Lizanozyma spartinae
Lineage: Eukaryota; Fungi; Ascomycota; Pichiomycetes; Serinales; Debaryomycetaceae
Gene: DOT1
Product: histone methyltransferase
Exons: 1
Coding region: 1-3570 (1189 amino acids)
Biological process (GO): DNA damage checkpoint signaling; regulation of transcription regulatory region DNA binding; DNA repair
Cellular component (GO): nucleus
Molecular function (GO): histone H3K79 methyltransferase activity
Source: RefSeq, a predicted model, not a curated record